Molecule: messenger RNA, 4846 nt
Organism: Strongylocentrotus purpuratus (purple sea urchin)
Lineage: Eukaryota; Metazoa; Echinodermata; Echinoidea; Camarodonta; Strongylocentrotidae
Product: NACHT, LRR and PYD domains-containing protein 12-like
Exons: 7
Coding region: 56-3232 (1058 amino acids)
Source: RefSeq, a predicted model, not a curated record
UGCUGCCUAUGUCAUCACCAACACUGUUGUCAAAUGAGAACCUACAUCUUACACCAUGAGUGAAUUCUGCCUUCUCUAUCUGCUCCUGCUCCUCUUGAUGAGAUCUGGUGACGUUGAAACCAAUCCAGGUCCUAACACUGCAGAAAGUACUGUCAGUGAAAUGGAGUUCCUGAAGCUGGCCCGGAACAUCCCUCCAUCUCACUACGAGGAUGUAGGGAUAUCUCUAGGGAUCCCCUAUGCUCAGCUACAGGCAAUCCUAAGUGAGAAGCUGAAGAACUACAAAAAUGCCUUAAUGGAUGUGUUUAUGAAAUGGAAUGUCAUGCAGCAACCUCCACACUCAAACAAACGACAGCUUUUGGCAGAAAAACUACGAGAGAUUGACCUGGGUGGCCUAUCAGACAGAUUACUCAAUGGACCUCCAAUUUCAAACAGCACAGGAGGGCCAUCAAGACUGCUUGAAUCACAGACCAAACCUCCUUCAGCUGAAUCCGAGACCAAAUCACUUUCUCCUGAACUGGUUGAGCGGUGUGCAAAGGAUUUCAAGUUCAAGUACAGGUCAACUCUCUGUAAGAUCAGAGCUGAUCCUCUCAAGCCUUCUUCUCUUGUGGGUUUUGAAAAACUACACACAAGUCUUGUGUUGGAAAAAGAGGAUGGAAUUGGCAAGCAAACAUUAGAUUAUGACAAUUUUCUUGAUCUCAAAGUCAAUCGAGAGUUCCCCACAAGGAUCAUGGUUCAGGGAGAGGCAGGGGCUGGAAAAACUACAUUUUGUGCUAAGAUUGCCUGGGACUGGAUUGAAGGGAGGCAUUUCAGUCACUUUGUGUGGGUCUUGAUCGUUCCUCUACGUGAAUUUAAGCAACGCACUAUUGGCGAGAUCGCAAAGUCUUAUCUGGACAAAAGCAAUCCAGCAACGGUUUCCCAGAUAAUUGAGUAUAUCCGGUCAAAUCCUGACAAGGUAUUCAUCGCAUUUGAUGGGCUAGAUGAAGUCAGUGGUAAAAUCUUAAAGACAAAAUCUCACCAAUCACAGCCUACUAAUCAAAUGCAACUUCAGCCAUCACAGCCAAGCGUCUCCUCAGAGGCAUGUGGAAGUUCAUCUGAGAUUGAUGAUAUUGGACUUGGAGAUAUUCUUUGUUCAGAUCAACUUGCCUCUUGCCCAGUCUUGGUGACCACUCGCCCAUGGAGAGCAGUAGAGAUUAGAUCAGAUGGGGAUCUAAUGAAGCUCUACACAUUCAUUCAUGUAGAGGGUUUCAACAGAGAGAAUUUGUCACUUUACAUUCACAAAUACUUUCCAAAGAAUAAGGAAAAAGCAAAUCAGCUUAUCCAGUUCAUCAGUGAGAAUGAUGCCAUAUAUGAAAACAUGGCCCACUACCCUAUAUAUGUAGCUAUGUUGUGUCUUAUGUGGAAAGAACUUGACAAGCAAAAACUAAAGGAAAUGAAACCCCUGAAAACUUUUUCUCAGAUAUUCAAAGAAAUGAUUGCCUUUCUAAAAGAGCAUUAUGCUCAGAAAAAGGAGAAGAAGGUAGGCAGCCCGGCAUAUCUUGCCUAUUUGAAAGAAAUUGAUGAGCUCCUUGGACCGAUUGCCAAACAAGCUCUCACUGGUCUGCUAGAAAAUACCUUGAUUUUCAAUGAAUAUGACUUCAAAAUAUGCCCCAAAUCCAAGGACACUGCCUGUAGGGUUGGGAUUUUGUCUCAGGAGGACAGAAUUACCACUAGCAUGGACAUACAUAAGGGGACUUCUCAUGUGCAAUUGCCAGUCUUCUUCCCUCACAAACUGUUUCAGGAGUACAUGGCUGGAGUCCAUCUUGCUUCCCUGUAUGAUACAGAUCGUAAUGAAUUCAACAGGCUGAUUGAGGAGGUAGUGAUGCCAAGGAAGGCGGAGUUUAGGUAUCUCCUGUACUUUACUGUGUCACAGAACAAAUGUACUGCAACCCAUGUAGUGAAGUCUAUGCUUCAGGGACUAAGCAUGGACUUGUGGGACAUAGAAAAAGAGUUACCUUUCAUUGUUGAUGUAGCCUUCGAGAGUCAGGACCCAGAUGUAGCAGCCUUGGUGAAGGACAGGGUUGCAUCAGAGGAGAUAGGGCUGACCAUAUCCAGUGGCAUGACAGCACACACUGUAGCUGGUUAUGCAUUCAUUGGACCACAUGUGGUUAAACUCUGUACUGAGAGAAAUUGUGGACCUACUAUGUCACUUGAUGUGGCAGAGACGAUGUGCUCCAUACCAUCCUUGAAGGAAGUUUCUCUUCAUAAAGGUGCAUACCAUCAUUGUUUUUUUGAAACACUUGCAAAGAAAGGAAAAGAAUCAAAGGUCCAGACUCUCAAGCUUGUUGGAGUCAAAUACCCCACACCAGCAUCAUUACAUCACCUAGUAGAAGCACUGUGUUCCAUGCCAAAGCUGACUGACUUGACACUUGAAAUGAUUCUCACUGAGGUGUUCUACUCUACAUUGAAAGCAAAGGCAUCAUCCAUACAGGGUUGUUUUCCUCAGAUCAGGAAGGGAAACUUCAGGUUCAAUGGAGUUGAUUGUGAUGACUUGAACUCAUUUCUUCACACCCCCACAUCUUUGGAAAGAACUUUUCGUCAACAAUGUGGGAUAUCACUACCAUCAGACCACCCUCUACAGCAACCCAUGGCUGAUGUACACUCUCCAAGUGGGCCAUUAACACCAUCAGACCACCCUCAACAGCAACACAUGGGUGCUAUGGAUGCUGUAUACUCUCCAAGCGGGCCAUUCCCACCAUCAGACCACCCUCAACAGCAACCCAUGGCUGAUGUACACUCUCCAAGUCGGCCAUUAACACCAUCAGACCACCGUCAACAGCAACCCAUAGCUGAUGUACACUCUCCAAGUGGGCCAUUAUCACCAUCAGACCACCCUCAACAGCAACCCAUAGCUGAUGUACACUCUCCAAGUGGGCCAUUAACACCAUCAGACCACCCUCAACAGCAACCCAUGGCUGAUGUACACUCUCCAAGUGGACCAUUAUCACCAUCAGACCACCGUCAACAGCAACCCAUGGCUGAUGUACACUCUCCUAAAAAGACAUCACCACCAUCAGACCACCCUCAACAGCAUGUUGGCAAUACAUCAGAUACUGUAUUUCAAGUCUCUCAGACUCACAGACAAGGUAGCAGCAGUCAGAGCAGACCUUGCAAGAGGCAAAUUCCUUGUACUCAGUCAAGAGUUCCACAGGAUGAUCCUGGAGUUCCAGAGAAGCAACCAAAGUAUGAAGUCUAGUUGCUAUAGUAUUGGUAGAGUAAGACAAUGUCCCACUGGUAACACUACAUCUUGACUUUUUGUAUAUAUGUACAUGGCUCCACACUUACUUUUGUUGGGGAAACGAGGUUUAAAUCUAACUUUUUACAGUCUGUAUUCAUGAUCCCUGUGUAGAACUUCCAAGUUCGGGGGGUCUUGCCUCUAAAUAGGGGGUCAAUUUUUACUCCUAUGAUCAUGGAUUAUGCCUGUGUAUAGAAGGUGACAAAACCGGUGACUAGUAGUUAUAAUGAUAAUAACAGUGGCUUCUGAUGUAGUACACACGCCCUCAUGCCAUGACACACCGUCAUACCAUGACACUCCUGGCGCUCAAACAUUAUUACCCUGGUACUAGGCGGCGGCCAAAUAUGUAGUGAUUUGGAAUAUCGGGUGCCCAUUUAUACCUGGGUGGAGAGUGGCAAAUGUGGAUUAAUGCCUUGUCAAGGAUGUUAGAGGAUUAGACAGUUCAUGUAGUGCAUGCAUGUAAUAAGUAUAAUUAUGUGGAUUGUAGACUUUUACCAUUUUGUUUUACCGGUAGGUGAUUUGCAUGCAAUGUAUGAAAUAUCACUAUACUUUCACAAAGUGAGUUAUGAGGUUAAGUAUAUAAUAUUUCAAAUUAUCUUGUCAAUUUAUCACUGUAUAUUUUAAUGUCAUUGCACAUGUUCAAUACAAAUACAAUUAAGUACAAUCUAAAUUAACUUGUAAAUUUGUUAUCAGAAAUGACCCAGAUGUUGAGAGACAUGUUGCUUUUGUUAUCUUGUCAACGAACUUGAUACUCAAUAUGAUAGUUGAGAACUAGCUUUGUUUGGUAAGGGUGUAUGAAUCAAGGCAAGAGUUAUCAGUGUUACAUUUUGUUAGACAUGUAUAAUUUUUUGUAAAUUUGUAACUACAUCCAGUUCUAGAUUUUGAAAUCCAAUUGAGGAAAUAUUUCCCAGGAUUUUCUUUACAUCAUUCUAGUGUAAGGUAUAUGUAAAUAUGUUACUAUGAUUUUAAGAUACAUGUCUAUUUUAUCAAUCUAACAUGCCUGAGUUAUUAGUGCAAUAUUUAAUUUGAAAUGGGUUAUUGUUUUUACAUGUUGUAAUUACAUUCACCAGUACUACAUAAUAAAUCCAUUUGAGGAAAUAUUUUCCAGGAAUUUCUUUACAUCACUCCAGUGUACAUGUAAAUAUGCUACUAUAGUUGUACAAUACAUGUUAACUCUCUUUGUAUUAUGUACUGGAUUUCAAUAAUUUUGAUGAUACAUAUUCCAGGCUUUUCAUCACAUCAUUAUCAUUAUGAUUAUGCAAUGGUAUCAUACAUGUAUAUUCUGAACUUGUAAAUGUUUGCCAUACUUGUAAAUAAGUUUUAAUAUUUUAAUAAGUUUGCAUUUCUGAUUGGCUUAUAAGCUACAGACGUAGACACUACACUUAUGAGCAUUCCGUUACCUUGCCUUUUGAUCAGCAUCCUCUUCUGAUUAAGUGAUGGCAUUUAUAUAAUCCACUCUGAUUUUCAUAAUUGACAAUGCAAAUCGCUCAGAUCUGUGAGUUUAUUCUGAAUUAUGUCAUGCAAAAGGAUGUAUUAAAUAGGUCUUUCUAUGUAUAUUGGAUGAUCAUGAAUUUC